UGACUGGGUCGUAGGUAAGCUUGUAGUCUGCAUUUAGCCAAGGUAUCUUAUUUCACCCCGCCUAACGUCGCCAACAUGAUAUCCUUUAUCUUGGUGCAUAUCAGCUUUGUUCAUUCCCAUUGAAAACUCGAAUUUCCAGAUACAAUGGCGACCGAUACCGUAGACGUUGCGAUAAAUUCGCUCCUUGCGGCAGGAGUGAAGUAUGUCUUUGGCGUUCCUGGUGCAAAGAUAGACUCCGUAUUCAACGCACUUGUCGAUCACAAGGAAAUACACCUCGUCGUAUGUCGACAUGAGCAAAAUGCGGCCUUCAUUGCGGGAGCAGUUGGAAAAAUCACCGGCCGUCCAGGAGUGUGUAUUGCGACAUCCGGCCCAGGGACUAGCAAUUUGGUUACUGGCCUGGUUACUGCGACUGACGAAGGCGCCCCAAUGGUUGCCAUUGUGGGUAGCGUCAAACGGUCACACAUGUUAAAGAAAACACAUCAAAGCUUACGAGCCGUUGAGCUCCUCACUCCGGUCACCAAGAAGGCAGCGGGAGUCACCGUGGAGAACCAAGUCGCUGAGAUCAUGCUCGAUGCGUUCCGUGUUGCUACUGCAUAUCCCCAAGGUGCAGCAGCAGUAAUUCUGCCUAUCGAUAUCAUGCUCACUGGAGUGAGCAAAACUACAAUCCCUGCAUUCCCAUCGAACGCCUUUCUGCCACCGGCAUACGGUCUAUCACCAGAGAGCACUCUUCAGGACGCAGUUUCUAGAAUCCAGGCAGCUAAGGCGCCGCUUCUAUUCCUAGGAAUGCGCUCAGUUGAGCCAGAUGUAGUUGAAGCGGUUCGCCGUUUCCUUGAGGUGCAUCCAAUGCCAGUUGUCGAAACAUUCCAAGCUGCUGGAGCUAUUUCCAAGGAGCUUGUACACCUUUUCUACGGCAGGGUUGGUCUAUUCCGCAAUCAACCUGGAGAUAAGCUUUUAUGUCAUUCGGACCUCAUUAUCACCAUCGGCUACGAUCAGGCAGAGUACGACGCGGAUGUUUGGAAUACUACCAACCACUUUGACAUCAUCCAUCUCGACUUUACUGCUGCAGACUGGGGCCACUACUACGCACCGAAACUGGAACUCAUCGGCUCACCAGCGCAGAAUCUGGAUAGUCUCCAGAGCAAACUUUCUAGCGUGGCAAAGUUACAAGAAAAAGACGAAGCCAAAGCUAUCCUAGCCGAACUUCAUACCUGGAAGUCGAGUCCGCAUGCCAGCCUUAAGCCUGGUUUGGUCCACCCUCUCUACUUUAUCCGGCUGCUCCAGCAGAUGAUGAUCGAGUCUACAACAGUAGCAUGCGAUAUUGGCAGUGUGUACAUUUGGAUGUGCCGAUACUUCUACUCUUACAAGCCAAAGACCUUCUUGGUUUCCAAUGUCCAACAGACAUUAGGUGUCGCUAUGCCCUGGGCAAUUGCAGCUUCUCUUUGCCAGUCACCACCGUGCUCCAGCAAGGUGAUUAGCAUCAGUGGCGACGGUGGCUUCAUGUACAGCUCUCAGGAGCUUGUCACGGCAGUACAGCAAGGCUGUAAUAUGACCCACUUCAUAUGGAAUGAUGGCAAAUACAACAUGGUCGAAUUUCAGGAAGUCAACAAAUAUGGGCGGAGCGCCGGAAUUGAGUUGGGUGGAAUGGAUUUUGUGAAGUUUGCGGAGGCAUCCGGAGCAAAAGGUUUCCGCGUUAGUGAUGCCUCGGAACUCGAGAGCGUUAUGAAAGAGGCGUUGGAGUACGAAGGUGUUUGUGUUGUGGACGUGAGUAUUGAUUACUCCCAUAACCUCGCGCUGAUGAAGCAAGUCAGCCUGGAUGAUAUUUCCUAAAUAUAUCUCUCAUAUUGGAGGCGCAAGAAGGCGUAGGUAUGAUUUUUAUAUAGCAGUCAAGUGACACUGGCAAGAUCAACUGGCGUGCAUCAAUAAUACAAAAGUUACUUCCUUGGCCCCGUCUCGAUUUUAUGACAGCACUUCGGUACGUUGCUCAGACACGGGACAUGUGUAAGCUACUAAUCUGCUUCUGGAGUCAAUCUCAACGUAUAUUCUGCUAAUACUGUUCCCAGACAAAGAGUGGCGAGAAACAUAUCAAAAGCACCAUACCUGAAGAGAGAAACUACUGUCUGCACGUCAUUCUUUUAUCAGUCGGCCUGCAUGUAGGUUCGAAAAUAUGAUAAUCUCAGAACGAGAACCUUAAAAGGAGUAUCUGGGAUGUGUGCAUACGGAGAAUAAGUUAAGCACCCUCAAUCAACUAAAAGACCCUGAACACGAAUGGGCUGAAAGAUCGUCGGCCAGCACUCUGUCUGUGCACGAUGGAACCCCGCGGGA
This is a messenger RNA of Aaosphaeria arxii CBS 175.79, 2322 nucleotides long. RefSeq names its product acetolactate synthase. Gene Ontology annotation, biological process: butanediol metabolic process; L-valine biosynthetic process. The record is from RefSeq and is a predicted model, not a curated record. The transcript has a single exon. Bases 145 to 1827 code for a protein of 560 amino acids. Gene Ontology annotation, molecular function: magnesium ion binding; acetolactate synthase activity; flavin adenine dinucleotide binding. Lineage: Eukaryota; Fungi; Ascomycota; Dothideomycetes; Pleosporales. Gene Ontology annotation, cellular component: acetolactate synthase complex.